Zea mays is the source of this 1777-nucleotide messenger RNA. RefSeq lists its product as uncharacterized. Lineage: Eukaryota; Viridiplantae; Streptophyta; Magnoliopsida; Poales; Poaceae. The coding region runs from base 33 to 1433 and encodes 466 amino acids. The record is from RefSeq and is a predicted model, not a curated record. The transcript is spliced from 6 exons.
GGCCGUUUGGACAACUCUAGUCUGUUCGGGCGAUGCAGUUGGCCCAUAUACCACGGGUCUCUCGAAGCUCGUUUGCUUCUCUCGCGCUCCGCCUCUCCCUUGACAUGGCGGCUGCGACGGCGGCAGGGGCCGCCGCCACGGCCGCCGCCGUAUCCCUAAUCGCCUGCUACAUCCUCCUCCACAAGAGUAGAGCCAAACUCUCGUGGUUCCCUACGGUUGGGUUCUCCCGCGCGAGCGGCCGGCGGGUGCGACGGAGGGGUCUCGUGGAGGCCAUCGGCAACACACCUCUCAUUCGCAUCAACAGCCUCUCCGACGCUACAGGAUGCGAGAUUCUGGGGAAGGCUGAGUUCCUGAACCCGGGUGGCAGCGUGAAGGACCGCGUGGCGGUUAAGAUCAUCGAGGAGGCUCUAGAAUCUGGAGAUCUCGUAUAUGGUGGUACUGUAACAGAGGGGAGUGCUGGAAGCACAGCAAUUAGCUUGGCUACUGUUGCUCCUGCCUAUGGUUGUAGGUGUCAUGUUGUAAUACCCGAUGAUGCUGCCAUUGAAAAGUCUCAAAUAAUUGAGGCGCUUGGAGCUACUGUUGAACGAGUGCGCCCUGUUUCAAUAACUCACAGAGACCAUUUUGUCAACAUUGCCAGAAGAAGGGCUUUAGAAGCAAACAAGUUAGCAGCUGCACAGAGAGAAUCAAGCGAGAAACAAACUAAUGGUUUAACACAUGUCGAUUCUGAGAUGCUGGAUGACAAAUUAGCGGUUAUGCAGAGGGAAUCAAACAAGAUGCAAAAUGGUGGUCCAGCACAUGUCAAUACUGAAUUUUCACACUGUGGGAAAUGCGAUGUGAAUUCUGAUUCAAAGGGAGGUUUUUUUGCUGACCAGUUUGAGAAUUUGGCAAACUAUCGAGCACAUUAUGAAUGUACUGGUCCUGAGAUUUGGAAACAGACUAAAGGUAACCUGCAUGCCUUCGUUGCAGCAGCUGGUACUGGCGGUACAAUUGCCGGAGUCUCACGAUAUCUUAAGGAAAAGAACAGGAGCAUCAAAUGUUUUUUAAUGGACCCUCCUGGAUCUGGUCUGUUCAAUAAGGUUACCAGAGGGGUGAUGUACACAAAAGAGGAGGCCGAGGGGAAGCGGCUUAAGAACCCUUUUGAUACUAUUACUGAAGGAAUAGGAAUCAAUAGGGUCACUAAAAAUUUCAUGAUGGCGGAACUGGAUGGAGCCUAUCGAGGAUCAGAUAGGGAAGCUGUUGAGAUGUCAAGUUCUUCAGCCAUGAAUUGCGUUGGCGCUGUAAGAGUUGCUCAAGAUUUGGGUCCAGGGCAUACAAUCGUGACAAUUCUUUGUGACAGUGGGAUGAGACAUUUAAGCAAGUUCUUCAAUGAGCAGUAUUUGGCUGAUCAUGGAUUGACACCAACAGCUACUGGUCUGGAAUUUCUUGAUAAAUGAGCAUUUCACAGGGACUUUUCAAUUUCAGGAAGUUGGCAUCCUCCCUGUGACUGCGAUGAUACCUUGACACAAGGGUGAACGCUGAAUAGGUCAAAGCAUGAAUAUAUGCCAUACAAAUGGUGAACCUGAUGUGUUUUAAGUACUAAUUGUAGUCUAGUAUAGGCAUUGCCAUUGGAUAGGAUUGGGAUAGCCAGUGUUUUGAUCCUUGUUUUGAUAUAUAUCUAUUGAGGCUCAGGCUGUUACCAGUUAGAAUGCUGCACUGAGCAUCUUUGCUGUAAACAACUGCAACAUAUGCAUUUUUUUUGUUAAAAAAUGUUUCAAGAACAAUUCACCCGUAUUGAUCU